Molecule: messenger RNA, 1226 nt
Organism: Botrytis cinerea B05.10
Lineage: Eukaryota; Fungi; Ascomycota; Leotiomycetes; Helotiales; Sclerotiniaceae
Exons: 1
Coding region: 350-1147 (265 amino acids)
Source: RefSeq, a predicted model, not a curated record
GAGAUGCUUUGACUCAUCCGAUAUGAUAAUUCGCAAAACCAAAGACUAGAUCAAGAGAAGUCACAUACAUCAUCGAUUGUUUGAUAUGCUUUCUCCCUAGUGAGUCCGGUCUCGUGACUAUUGGACCACUAAAAUCUACUAUCACUUAGUAGCACUACUUUCGAGUCAACAAAGCUCGCAAAUAGUUGCAGAGUCAGCAGAGAGUGCGAUAAUCGGAUUUACACAAUAACAGUAAGGUUCGCUUACAUAUCCUCGGCAGAGAGAGGACCAAUACUUUGUUUCCCACAACCAAACCUUGAUCACUUCAGUCGCGGUAAAAGACAUCAUAUCUUUGUACAUACGUGUCAGGAUGGAAUCCAAAAUCCCAAGACAAGAUCACGACGAUGAACCGGCUCCUCCAUCAUACAUGGACGCUCUGUCAUCGUCGUCGGUGUCUCCGGCAGUAUCAAAGACUUCGGGAUCUUCCACUUUCCCAUCUACGUCUACCUCCUACGGUACCCAAAUUCAAACCCAGCUGAACCACCUUAGAACUCAAUUCAGCUCCCUCCAGACCCAAAAAUCUCUUCUCGAGUACGCGCAAGAAGAGAAAAUCCUCUCUCUCCUUACAACCCAAAUUCAAAUUUAUUUAUCCGAAUUCGCGAACACAGGUCUGAGAAAAGGAACAUUGCUGUUGCUCCCAGCACACUGUCUUCAAAACGAAAAGGCACAACCACUUGAUUUUGAUAGGGAAAAUCCCGGAUAUGACGUGUUUGUGGAGAUAGGAGAUAAGGAGAGUCUUAAUGGUGGAUCAUGGUUCUGGGAAAAUGAAGACAUGGCGAAACGACUAGCAGAGGCUUUAAAGCCUCGUCCGGAGCUACUUUCCAGACAAGCCGUUGCGAAAAUAGAUUCAAAAAAAGUCGCUCCGAGUUCAACAGGAAAUAUUAGCAGAUUCUGGAGUAGGAAGUCGAGUUCGAAGAGCGAGGAAAAGCCUGUGUUGGUCGAGGAUGUGAAAGUUAGUUCAACUAUUCAGGAGCCGAGAGACAAGGUACAUAUGAAAGUGGAUGCAGAAGAAGUUGUGUUUGAGUAUGAAAAUAGUUUCGGCCUGUUGGAAACCCAACGAGGAUAUGGUAUUAUACUUCAUUUCACAAUUAUCACUACCAAGGAGUAGUUAACAAUUCAUAACAGAAAUAUUUAGGGAUACUCUUCUUCAAUCCCCGUUGAAACCACGAUUUGAAUAACCUAUAACA